Molecule: messenger RNA, 2699 nt
Organism: Scleropages formosus (Asian bonytongue)
Lineage: Eukaryota; Metazoa; Chordata; Actinopteri; Osteoglossiformes; Osteoglossidae
Gene: tnip2
Product: TNFAIP3 interacting protein 2
Exons: 6
Coding region: 353-1705 (450 amino acids)
Biological process (GO): cellular response to lipopolysaccharide; positive regulation of canonical NF-kappaB signal transduction; toll-like receptor 3 signaling pathway
Source: RefSeq, a predicted model, not a curated record
GGCGCAAACUUCACUGGGGGGGGGCACCAGGUAUCCCAAACUUACUAAAAAAAGUAAAGUACGAAAAAAGUCCGAGAGCAUGGCGGGGGAAGUCCCGCGAGGAAAUCCCCGCGUGCCUGGAAUAUUAUUUCGACAUCAUUGAGCAACGCCACAUUAUUACAUACGCGCGUAGACACACGGAGGCGCGCGCCUCUACACGGCUGACCUUCCACUACUACUACUACUACUACUAGGGCCGGGGGGGCUCUGUGUUGGAGCUCGCGGCGACGAGCAACCGGGAACAAACUUGGUCGUGCGCACUCGAGCGCGUGAGAUGCUGACGGAAUAGAGCGCCGGAGACGGACACGCGGCCAUGGAGGACGUGCAUCAGGAGACAGAGCCGCUCAGGGCCACGGGCAGCGCGAGCGACGCGCUCUGCACCACACGCGCUCUGAACACGAUGCUCCACGAGACCCAGAAGGAGGUGAUCGCGCUGGGCCAGCAGGUGCGCGCCAAGGACACGCUCAUCGCGGAGCUGCGCGCGCGCCUCGCGCGGUACGAGACGCGCGCCGAGGAGCCCGUGCUGUUCGCGCCUUCCGCGGGCCUCGUGGACAACCUGUGCCGCGAGAUCGGCAAACUGAAGCAGACGCUGAAAGAGACGGAGGCGCAGGCGGACGCGAGCCGCGCGGAAGUCCAGCGGCUGCAGCAGCGGGUGAGCGAGCAGGAACAGGAGAUGGUGGCGCUCGCGCUCCGGCCUGGUCAUGAGAAGGACCUGGAGAUCCAGCAGUUGCAGCUCACGCUGCAGGAGCGCGACAGGAUGCAGGCCACCAAGGACGUGCUGUGCACCUCUCUGACAGAAGAAGUGGAGCAGCUCAAGUUGCAGCUGGGAGCCACAGUGCGAGUGUGUCAGGGCCUCCUCAGGAGGUUCGACAGGGAGAAGCAGAGGUCUGACUUGGUGCAGAGCCUGUCCUGUUUGCCGGAGGGCGGAAAGCUUGUAGAAUCACAGGCCAGUCCUCAGGCAAGCAGCAUGGAAAACAAAUUGAAGGAGGAAAAUCAGCUGUUGAGGCAACGGGUGGCCUAUGUAGAAAGCCUGAAUGCCAAGUGGCAGAAGUACGACUCGAGCAGGGAGGAGUACGUGAAGGCCCUGUGCCUCAAGCUGAAGGAGGUCAGCCCCCAGGCUGCUCUGGGUCUGGCCCCAGCCAAUGGGGGGCUGCUGCAGCAGGAGAUAGCGCGCCUCAACCGGCUGCUGGAGGAGAAGAUGGCCGACUGCUCCAGGCUGAGCCGAGAACUGGAGGAAGUGAGGAGAGAGGACCACGAGCGCAUACAGAUGCUGGAGCAACAGGUGCUCACCUACGUGGAUGACUUCAACUCUGAGCGAGCGGACCGUGAGAGGGCACAGAGCAGGAUCCAGAGCCUGCAGGAAAAAGUGGACCACCUCCAGCAGCAGCUCCAUGGACAGGACCCCAGGGACUUGUCCUCAUCGUGUCGAGCACACAGCACGUGCCGGGCUCCGAGUCGCACGCACAUGGAUGCCACGGAACCGUUGGCGAGGAGCAGCAGCAGCAGCAGCAGCAGCGGUGGCAGCCAUCCAGGGAGCUCCCGGUCAGCGGGCCCUUCGGCACAGGGCUUGGGAAGGACUGAGCACAGAGGCCCCAAGGAGCUGCAGUGUCCACACUGCCGCAAGACGUACAAGGGUGACCGCACCCAGGAGUGCGACCGCUCAUAGCAGCCCCCAUCAUACAGUGGGGAUGGAACAAACAUUGAUGAUAAACUCACACUGUCAUUUGGGAGUACCAACGCAUAAGCACUACAGCGUCCAAGAGGUGUGAAGAAGGAGGGCUCUGUGAACCGAAAGCUUAUAUUUCGUAUUUCGAGUGAAGAGCCGCUAGAGGCUGCCCAACCAAACAUGCUGACGUGCCUUGUUUUGUAUAUUUUUGUGUUGUCGUUAUCAAGAUUAUAAAUGUAUGCAAGCUGUACUGUUUAAGCUAAGUUAUGUAAUUUAUACAGCAGACUGUUGCCCUUUCUUUGACGUGUGUAGGUGAUAGCCAGACCACGUCGUCAUUGCACACGUUUAGCCCGACGUCGACGUGCCAUUUGUCUUGGUUUGCUAUCACUGUUUUAAAAUGUUUUUGGGAUUGCACUUGUGGGGCACUUGACAUGCUGUUUGUCAUAAUGUAGUAAUAAAUAUUAAGUUAUAAAUUUCUAGUUAUAAAUAAUUUAACUAUUCAUGCCUUUAUAGUUCAUUAAAAAUCUUUUUUUGGCAAGUUUGGUGGUUUGUCCAGUUGGUAAGUCACCGAAUCCAGCGAGAAACUGUUUACUUAAUAUACCUCAACUAAAUAUGUACAACUUUCGUACCGAGUUGUGUUGAAACGCACAGACUGUAAAGACAUUGCAAACUCAUUGCACUUUGUGGAUUUAUAAGUAUUGUGUUUGGCACUGGCAGUGAUACCUGAAGAUGUGCAAGUUUUUUUUUUUUUUUUUCUUUUCUCUAAAAAUAUUACAGGGUAUUUCAUGAAGCCGUCAAUGUUCCAAUAGGAUGGUGUUGAUUGUCAGUUGCGUUAUGGACAUUGACGUGUUUUGUUCAGAUGGAUUCAGCUUUGCGUUCAUCUUUGUUGCUGACAUUCCCCAAAAAUAAAUACCAGUUUUGCAGUUCAGGCACCAGGUAGUGGGAAAGUUUGUUGUACUGCUGAUGUUAUAACUUGGUGUAUAAACAAUUUCCC